Hippocampus zosterae (dwarf seahorse) is the source of this 7168-nucleotide messenger RNA. Its product is annotated as collagen alpha-1(I) chain. The transcript has 69 exons. Gene Ontology annotation, molecular function: extracellular matrix structural constituent. Bases 126 to 5774 code for a protein of 1882 amino acids. Lineage: Eukaryota; Metazoa; Chordata; Actinopteri; Syngnathiformes; Syngnathidae. The record is from RefSeq and is a predicted model, not a curated record.
AUGCCGGCUGUGGGGGAGGAGGAAACGACCGGACAGGUGGAAAAGACCCGUGGUUUUGUUUUCAAUCAAUGACGAGCACACUUUUAUGUCCAUAAGGCACUUUGGCACCGUCAUCCACGAAAGAGAUGCUGUGCUGGGUGUCUCGGUGGACACUUUGCCUCCUCGGGGUUCUGACCAUAUGCAGAGGCACCCCCGGAGAUUUCCCAACCUUGAUUGAUUCCGAAGGAGAGUCUGGCUCCGGAAUGCUGCACACCGAUGAGGUGAACAUUCUGCGGGAGUUUUCCAUUCGGUUCGCCAAGAGCGAAAACACCUCCGUGAUUGUGGAGGACGGCAGGUGCCCCGUCCUCCAGGUGGGGCACUACUCCAUCUUGGCUCUCCCUCUCUCGCAGCUCUUCACUGAAGGGUUUGCUGACGAGUUCAGUUUCCUGGUGCAGCUGAAGAGUCCGCAGAGAGUCGAAAGCAGCGUGUUCACCGCGCUGAGCCCGGACGGCCAUAUCAUGCUGCAGCUGCGGAUCAGCGCUUUCACCCUCAUCCUCACCGGAGCGCAACAACGGCACUACGAGUUCCCCAUUCGCGAUCUGACCGAUGGCAAGUGGCACCGCAUAGCCGUCAGCGUGUCUGGCCAGCAGGUGGCGAUCUUUGUGGACUGCGCUGUGCUGGAGAUUGUGGACUGGGUCAACCGGGGGCUGGGGAUCAAAACCGAUGGACUCUUCAUGAUCGGCGGCGUCAUUGAAGGCUUUGAGACUCCCUUCGAAGGCCAUCUGCGACAGUUCACCUUCCUGAUGGACAACCCGGAGGCUGCUCGGCAGCACUGCAGCCACCACCCGCCGCGCUGCGGUGGGGGCGACGCCUUCAAAGCUCCCCCCUCCCUGCACGAUUUUGACGCUUUGGAGAUCCUGCCGUUGUCCUCGAAUGACCUCGACAAGCCGACGGGGCACCCCGAGGAUGAGUUACUGUUCGCCCUUGGACGCACCGUAGGUCUGCACGUUGCUCUGAAUGAAACGCAGCUGAAGUGCAAACCAGAAGCGCGCCGUGUCUCCUCUCCGGUCAUGUUCUCUCCUCUGGGAUGGUGCCUGGUCCUCGGAUGCUUGCUGUUGGAUCAAGACGGGCGCUAUGUGCAGGGCCAAAGACGGGUAGGCCUUGAACUGGAUGCGAUGCGGCGACGAGGUGCUUCUCGAGGAGAUGGGACCUCGCCCUCGGGAACAAGUCGCCAAGGUGCAGCGGGGCACCUUGUUGUGGAUGAGGAUACCGAAUUCUUGGAUCUGACCUUGCAAACCGGCGGACAAAUUAAUCCUCGGUGGAAGCCUUUCAAAAAUGGAAUCGGGAGAAACCAGAAGGGGAAGCCCGGAGUGACGUCAAAGCGUCUAGAGGACAACAUCACGACGGAUAAAAAGGUCCACCCUGCCGGGAGGUCGUCAUCGUCGUUUCCAGGAAAACCAACCGGUGACAUCAUUAAUCUCGAUGGCAGAAAUACCCGCAAAAAGCCGGUCGGGGUAUUCACUGUUCCUCCGAAGCUUCCCCGAGGACCCUUUGACUCGAGUGGCGAUGGGACCGAUUCUUCUCAUGUCAUCUACCAAAGUCCAUCUGUCAGAAAGGCCGAAGAGCGGGACGGACCAACAACCACACGGAACAUUUCAUACAACAACCAUCCAGACAGACUCCAAGGUCAACUUCCAAUCAAAAGCAAAUCUGGAACCAUGAGCAUUCCAUCGAAAGAAGGAGGCCUGGCCCUGGGUUCGGAUGGCAAACUGUAUCGUCUGAAGCCUGGACCGCCGGGCAGAAUGGGCCCUCCCGGACAAGAGGGCUGCGAUGGAGAAGCUGGGUGGCCCGGAUUUAAAGGCGAUAAGGGUAAGAUCGGCCCUGAAGGGACUCCAGGGAAUAAGGGUGACCGUGGACCACCGGGACCACCGGGUUUACCAACCCUGUACCUGUGGAGGAACACUGCUGAGGAAUGGGCCGCCUUCCAGCAAACCGGUUUCUACCAGUUACUCCGUGCCGGUUGGCCUAUUAACGACGGCCCCGCCGGACCACCCGGAGAGAUGGGCAAGACUGGCAUGCAGGGUCCCCCUGGCGAACCUGGCGAGCGCGGGCGACCGGGGAUGCCAGGAGAGAUGGGUGAGCGGGGCCCCAGGGGUCCUCCCGGAAGAGCGGGGGCCCCAGGCAGAGAUGGAGAAAACGGAGAAGACGGUCAGCAGGGGUCACAGGGUGUUGCUGGAUCACAGGGCCCGUGGGGCUACCGUGGCGAGCGAGGUUCCAAAGGGGAAAAGGGUGAUGAGGGUCUCACUGGUCGAAAAGGCUCAAGAGGGGAAAAUGGGAAACCUGGCCAGAAGGGUUCAGCCGGGUUACCGGGCCCACCGGGUCCUGUCGGGCCGAGGGGGCCUCCUGGGAUCCGAGGUGGCACUGGUCCAGAGGGCCCGCCUGGACCCGAUGGGGAGCAUGGUUUGGACGGCCCACUGGGUUUUCCAGGUCUGACGGGUGCACCAGGCAUUACAGGACAAGUUGGUCUUCAAGGAGUGAACGGCUCAAGGGGGGACGUUGGCCCUCCAGGCAAUGUCGGCCGCAAAGGUCCACAGGGCCCCCCAGGUUUAGAUGGACAAGCGGGGCCUCCAGGACACAGAGGGCCCCAAGGAACGCCAGGACUGAGUGGUGGAGCAGGGCCGAAAGGAGAUCCUGGACAUGUGGGUACCGUGGGUAUGCGAGGCGAACCCGGAUUUGAAGGGCCAAUGGGUGCACCAGGAGAUUGCGGUGCACCAGGCAUCCCCGGACCUACGGGCAUCCGGGGACCAGAUGGGGACACGGGGAUUCCAGGUCCGAAAGGAGAUAAAGGCUUUCAAGGGGCCAAUGGUAUUCCAGGUCCUCAGGGGGAGAGGGGCCCCCCUGGGUUUCCAGGUUACUUUGGCGCCAAGGGUCAACCCGGUCCCAAAGGCAUUGAGGGCGCAAACGGUGAAACGGGUCAUCGGGGAAAACAGGGCAGUGGUGGUUUCAAGGGGAACAGAGGACCAGAUGGACGAAAUGGGAACGCGGGACCCAGAGGCAACAGGGGGCGCUCAGGACAAAGUGGACCCAGCGGACAGCCUGGUCCACCGGGUUUGGCGGGUCACCCUGGACCACAGGGACCAGAAGGAAAGCCUGGUACACAGGGUAACGUGGGUGUAACUGGCCCUGUGGGUAAUAACGGCAUCACGGGUCCUCAAGGAAUUUCUGGAGAAAGAGGACCUGAUGGACCAUUGGGUUCGAUGGGCCCUCAAGGGUCGCCAGGACCCCAAGGCAUGACUGGAGCCCCGGGUGAAAAGGGUUUCACGGGGAAGCCUGGCAAGGAAGGACCACAGGGCCCAGUUGGCAUGUAUGGUAUCCACGGCACCGUGGGCAUGUGCGGCCAUCCGGGAGCCUUUGGAGAGAGGGGUGAGACGGGUUAUCGAGGUUUUCCCGGGCCUGCUGGGAAGCCAGGGCCCCCGGGUCUGCCAGGUUCCCCUGGGGAAAAGGGGCCCCAGGGACCCCAGGGUCGACCUGGAGAUGAAGGACCAAAAGGCAUUCAGGGUGCACCGGGUGCUCCAGGUCUCCCAGGUGAUGCUGGAGCUCCUGGAAAACCAGGGCCCCGGGGAAGUAACGGGUCCCCCGGACCUCAGGGGCCAUCUGGGCCAGCUGGAAUCCUAGGCCUGCAGGGUGAGGCUGGAUUAAUCGGAGCAGCGGGAGAAAGAGGAGAGAAGGGUUUCCCUGGAUUAGCCGGUGAUGUCGGCCUGACGGGACUUGAUGGACAACAGGGUCAACCGGGUAACACGGGCGAUGAUGGACCACCUGGAUGGAAAGGAGACCCGGGGGACUCCGGGCCUCGAGGGCAAUAUGGUCCUACAGGACUACCGGGAGUGAGAGGACUUGCGGGCCCAAAAGGACGACCUGGUCCUGCUGGAUCUGUUGGAAAACAGGGGGAUGUCGGCCAUCCCGGUGAAGCAGGAGAUCCUGGAUUGAAAGGAGACAAGGGCGACAUGGGACCUCGAGGCUUUUCUGGUCCCGAGGGCGCCUGGGGAGAACUUGGAAAAAAUGGCGAAAGAGGCCCAAAGGGGAAGAAAGGCCAUAUUGGAUUCAUGGGUGAACCAGGCCUGGUCGGCGAAGUGGGCCCUGCAGGUCCUUUGGGGUUAAAGGGAAGUGCGGGAACUUCCGGAUCCCCAGGGCCAAAGGGAAUUCAUGGACAAAAGGGGGAGUCUGGUAACAUUGGUAAAGCGGGACCUGUCGGGUCAAGAGGCCCCGUGGGAAUACCUGGAGUGCGGGGUGUCAGAGGCGACAUUGGACAACCGGGACCACAUGGUCACCUAGGAAAGGGCGGCGCUAAAGGUGACCAGGGAGCUAAAGGGGAAGCGGGACAACAAGGGCUGAAAGGAGCGCCCGGAGCACCAGGCCCACUAGGGCAGCAGGGAGAAGAAGGCUUACCGGGAAUCCAAGGUCCUUCGGCUCUUCCUGGCUUAGAGGGAGCUCCUGGAGAGAUGGGACUUCAGGGCCCUCCUGGUCUCAUUGGGAAAACUGGAGGGCAAGGAAGACGAGGACCUGAGGGGAAACGGGGCAUGAAAGGCGAAAAGGGAGAUGAUGGCAAGAUUGGUUCACCGGGAAAGAUCGGUCACGUUGGGCGGAGGGGAAAGCGAGGAAAAGCCGGAAUUCGAGGAACCAGGGGCAUCAGAGGACUAAAAGGUGAAAUGGGGGAGACGGGAGUCGCGGGCCACCUUGGCUGGGCAGGCACCAUCGGUAAACCAGGUCUUCGCGGAGAGACGGGGGAUCGAGGUGAACCGGGAACAAAGGGUGAAAAGGGGGACAUGGGGCUAUCGGGAUUACCUGGAUUUGAUGGCACCAAGGGUAUCCGUGGACCCGUUGGGUUGCCAGGGGAAGUUGGUCUCCAGGGAGAAAAGGGAAUUAUAGGUCCACCAGGGCCAAGAGGGACAUCAGGCUUGCCUGGAUCACCUGGCACAUUUGGAUUGAAGGGUACAAAGGGCUACCCGGGUUUACCUGGUCUGCCAGGUAGAAGAGGCCUCCCAGGUCCGCCUGGUUUUCCCGGUCCUCCAGGACCAUCCAUAAACAUGACUUUGACAGAACUCAAGGCUCUCAUGUAUGUGUCCGACAAGCCCAAUUACGCUUUGAUCCAAACUCUUCUGGAUUCUCUAGAGCAGGAACUUCGUCUCCUGAUGGAUCCUCCCGAUGGCAGCAAAGAGCAUCCCGCCACCACCUGUCUCGAACUUUGGCUCUGCCACCCAGAAUACACCAGUGGAACAUAUUAUGUCGACCCAAACCAAGGCAGCUCCGCUGACGCUCUGCUUGCCUAUUGCAGCUUCUCGAGCGCAUCAAUACAGACGUGCCUGCAUCCUGAAGAUUCUCAGUUGCCUACGAAAGCCUGGCUGGAAGAAUCUUCUGCCGAGGGCUCCUUUCAGUGGCUCAGCAGGCUGGACCGAGGAUUUCAGUUUAUUUAUCCAGGUGCCACCUUGGUUCAAAUGCGCUUCCUGAGGUUGCACAGUAGCACAGCCACGCAGAAGUUGACCUACUCCUGCCACCCGGGACACAAGUUGGGCCGCUCCGAAAGGGAUAUCAAAUUUCUCACUGACACAAGGAAGCAAAGUUUCCUCGGAGCAAUUCAAGAUUGUGUGCCUGGAGAGGUGAUGGUGUCAGGACCCCGGGAGUCGGUUUUUGAGUUUGAAGACCUCCACCUACUUCCUGUGAGAGAUGUGGCGCUAAUGGGUGGUGGAAACUUUACACAUCAGUUUGGCUUCAGUGUUGGACCCGUUUGCUUUAGUUAGAAAAGAUUUUCAGCCGCUCCACCCCAGAAGAGUUUCAGGUCCCGGGUACAAAUGCCUACUAUGCGCUAACUUCUAAGGAUGCUCCUUGUUAAGUAUUAUUAUUUUGUUUUUUGGUGCUGGGGGAUUUCGUCUGAAGUUGAGUUUCGUGCGCUCAAGCUGACGGAAAAAUACGAUGUUUACAGACACUUACGGGAUGUAAAUAGGGCUCCGAUUACAUCGUGUAAAUAAUGACGAUCGACUUCCACGUUCUUCAUUGCAAAAUAGUCACCGGCAAACUAUCGGCCAUAAGCCAACGGGUCAGUCGAACUCUCCGGUCAUCUUUUUCGAGGCGCUGAUAACAAUUUAUUUAUGAGUCCAACGUGGAUUUAAUCCAUCCUCAAACUUGCAUGGGACUGUUUGUUUGUUCAGGAAUAUUGGUGCUGUCUUUUGUCUGGCAUACAAAGAACUGUUGAACAUGUUUUAACGUUUUCAUUUAAAUCUGUCUCAGGUUGGGAUUCUGUACACAUGGGCACUGAAGCCACUUUUGUUCCCUCGUAAAAAUGGGAAUCUUUUCAAAUGAGAGAAAUUCCGUUCGGACUGGCAUCGUCUGAGAUCAAAUCAAAACGAGUGUUGCACAAUUGUUCAAAAGCUUCAGAAUGAUUCUCACUCAUGUACAGUAUAUGCUUAUGUUGCAAUGAAACCUCAGUCAGAAACUGCUAUUACUACUUUCUUGAUAGUUUCAUAUAUAUAUAUAUAUAUACAGUAUGUAAUAUGAUUUAUUAUGAUUCUGGACCCGAAGAAUCAGUGCUCGUAUCUUUUAAGGGAAAAAACACCCAAAUUUGGUCAUAAUCCACUGAUGGGUCCUGCCUUGGUUAUUAUGUGUGGGCUAAGUGGGUAUGGAACUGGUCAGCUAUGGCUGGGGUACGUGUGGACUUAGUAGGCAUGGGUUAGAAGGGGACAUCCAUGUCUGGGACUUGUAUGGGUUUUAGGUGGGCUAAGUGGGCACGGGUUGAAACUGGUUACACGUGUCUCUGUACCAUAAGGUUUAUAUAAGGGCUCCUCCCAGAUUUGUGUCUUUCCUAUUGAGGUUGAAAUUCUUAUUUUACUCCAUCCGAUUAAUUCAUAAUAAGUCGAGCAAUAAGGCGGAGCUGGUGAAUGCAUUUUCUCCAUAAAACCUUACUUGUAAAAUAUUCAGAUAUGAUUUAUCUGUUUUACCGUGUAUAUUAAUUUAAUUUGAUGUUUAGUUUUUUUUUACAUUUACUUUUUAGAUUGAAUUGUUUAAUGGUGAAAUCACACAUGUAAGUGAGAAUUGAUUUACUGAAUCGGAUAUACUGUUUAAGUUGAAUACGUAUAAUGUGAUCCUGUAUCGUUAUAUUGUGUGUGGUUUUGUUUCAAUAAAAUCCUUUAAAAAAGUA